This is a messenger RNA of Eutrema salsugineum, 2364 nucleotides long. Its product is annotated as polyadenylate-binding protein-interacting protein 7. Lineage: Eukaryota; Viridiplantae; Streptophyta; Magnoliopsida; Brassicales; Brassicaceae. The record is from RefSeq and is a predicted model, not a curated record. The transcript is spliced from 7 exons. The coding region runs from base 249 to 1991 and encodes 580 amino acids.
UUUAUAAUCUUGUGGUGGUGGCUUAGAGCUUUAGCCAAAACACCAAACAGAGUCUAGAAAAGAUUAGAAGACGAAGCUUACCAAAAACUCGAAUCCCUAGCCUUUUACUCCUCAAUCUCGUUUCUCUUCCAUGGAUCCACUCUAUUUGUUCCGCAAAGAUUUUUGGGUUAAAAAAAGCAGUAAUUUUUGAAGUCUUCCUUGUCCCCAAGUCUCUACAUAGCGAUUUUUAUUUCCAUUUUGUUGAAGAUAUGAGCUUAACCAAGAAAUCACCAACCCAGUCAAGUGAUCCAAAGCUAAGCUCAAGUAUCAAACCAACAACUUUGAACCCUCAUGCUGCUGAGUUUGUUCCAUUUACUCUACGGACUCCUUCAUCUGGAGGUGCUACUACAAGCAAUUUGGAUGUGACAUCAAAGCUUUUAGCUUCCUCUAGCUCUGUAGGGAAAGCUGUCUUGGACCGAUCGGAAUCGUCUGCAUCACAUCAUUCAGAUGAAGAAGCACGCCAGUUCUGGAGUCACCAGCUUCCUGAUGAUAUAACCCCAGAUUUCAAGUUGAUGACUCAAGAUGACAAUUCGUAUGGAUCUGGGAGUUUGUCACUAGCUAGCUUGUCCUUGUAUGACAUUAACGAAGCUGAAAAGUUUCCUUCAGCUAGUGGAGGAGGAGGAGGUGGAGGAGGAUAUCCGUUUUCAGACCAACAUGGUUUAGCUUCACGUUCACGUAUUGCCAAUGGUAAUAGCUUGUCCGAAAAGAUUAGAUAUCCUGUUUCCUCAUUCGGGGAACCGAAUUUCAUGCAUGUAAGUCCAAAGCCUUGGGAUAAGCAGAUUAUGAAUGCCGAUCAGCUCCUUGGAAAUGAAAGGGAAAAAAACCCUUUCAGUGGGAAUCCUCGACAUGGGUUCAUUAACGACAUGAUUACCGAGAAUUCAAAUGUAGGGGAAAUUGAGGUGAACCCUGUGGAGUUUCUUGCUUCUCAGUUCCCUGGAUUUGCUUCAGAGAGUCUGGCAGAAGUUUAUUUUGCUAAUGGGUGUGAUUUGCACUUGACAGUUGAGAUGCUUACUCAGCUUGAGCUACAAGUGGAUGGUGGCUUGAAUCAGAACGUAAGCCCUAAGGCUUUUGCUGCUCCUAAUUUAACUCCAAUGGAUUUUCCUGCCCUUAGCAUCUCCAAUAGCCAAGGUAAUCCUGCCCAGUUUGGUGGGGAUGAUUUGCAACAAACUGGAAAUCAUUACCAAUCUGCUGUAAAGGAUAACAUGUUUUUCUUCAAGUCGGGCUCAUCAGUUUCUCAGCCUGGCUCAAUCGAUUAUGUUUCUGCUGUGAGGAAGUUAGCAUCCCAGGAUUCUGGUAUUUGGAAAUAUGAACCAAAAGAUUCAGCAGACUCAUCUAUUGGCUCAAGCAGAAAUUCCCAUGCUUCAGUUGGUGCUUACAAGAGUGCGCGUGGGAGGAAUAUUUAUUCUGAUAAGCUGCAAAAUCGACCUGCACCUGUCUGGGUAGAGACCGGAGAUGCAGUUGGGAAUAUGUAUUCUGACUUACGCGAGGAAGCACGUGACUAUGCACGUCUGCGGAAUGUAUACCUUGAGCAGGCACGGCAAGCAUACCUUGUUGGCAAUAAGGCCUUAGCUAAAGAGCUAAGUGUCAAGGGACAGUUGCAUAACAUGCAGAUGAAGGCUGCUCAUGGGAAAGCUCAAGACGCCAUUUACCGUCAAAGGAACCCGAUUGGUCAAGGGAACAGUAGAGGGAAUGAGAGAAUGAUAGACUUGCAUGGGUUACAUGUGAGUGAAGCACUUCAGGUACUGAAGCACGAACUGAGCGUGAUGAGGAGCACAGCUCGAGCAACACAAGAGAGGCUUCAGGUUUUCAUAUGUGUAGGGACUGGCCACCACACAAGGGGUUCCCGCACACCGGCUAGACUCCCAAUUGCUGUACAGCGCUACCUACUCGAAGAAGAAGGCCUUGACUUUUCCGAGCCUCAGGCCGGUCUCCUUACAGUCAUCAUAUACUGACAGACAAAAGCCAGGUACUUACAUAGGAAGUGAACGAUACACCACGAGAAAGAAAAACCAAAAAAAAAAGAAGAAAAAGGAUCGACCACGGAAUUCAUUUUGUUGUAUCUGUUCUGUACAUGGGAAGAGAGAGUAGCUGAAAAUGAAGUACAAAAAAAGGUGUUAGGAGAGAGAUGAAGGCAAGAAGGAAGGAAUGAAGAAGGCGUAAUGCAUAAAAUGUUUAGGUUUGUUCAGAAAAUACUUUUUGUAGCAUCAGAGGAUCAAUCAGACCUCGACCUCUUUCUGUUAUCUUUUUGUGGGGGGCUUUAUAUGAUGUUUUGUUUGAUUCUCUAUGCUUUUUUACAGUUUCACUCUAUAUGCUAUAUACUCCUUU